UUCAACGACUGGGGUGCCUGAUUCAUCGCAGAUGACUGGAACCCUAACCCUACACUAUCCAUCCAAGAGGGUAGUCCCCACACCAUGAAUGGAGGCAGGAACGCGCUUUGUUCUUAAUAUAGGGUUCAUCAGAUUUGAAGUGGAGACCCAUAUAGUGGAAGGAAGCGAGUAGUAAACUGAGGAAAGAACAUUGUCUCAAUGGGUUAAUGGAAAGUUAAAAGAUGAGGUUGACCUAAAAGGCCAAGACCCAAUAACCCCACCAUAGUACUCCACUACCCCACGUCUUCUCUUAUUUGGUAAGUUUAUUAACAUAUAUAUUAAUUAAGUGUUUCCUUGUUUUUUUCUCCCUUUUCUGGUAGAAAUUAAGUGUUACCUUGUUGGAGGUCAUGACCUCGGCUUCCUGGUUAGGGUAAGUGUAUCUUCAGGUUCCCUCUCCUCCUCCUCCUCCUCUUCCUCCUCCUGUUUAUACAUUGUUAGGGUAAGGCUUUUUUCUAGGGUUUAAUGGUUUAAGAAUUUAGAAGAUAUCGGCAGGUGGAGUGCUAGAAGCGAAGAACCUACAGAUCGAAGAGGGGUUCUACUUCUUACGUGGAAGAGUUGAGUUCUGUUAUGGGUAAUUCUUCAUGUUGUAUAAACACAUCUGGCUCUGACAAUUCAAUUAUCAAUGAAAAGGAGAUCGAGCUAAUUGAGGAGGAACACAUAAGCGAUCUUCCGGAUGAGGUCUUGAGCUACAUUAUAUCAUUGUUGACAUUGAGAGAAGCAGUGCGAACUAGUACUUUAUCGAGAAGGUGGAAGUAUCUUUGGAAGACAUCAGUUUCCAAUCUUGAUUUUGAUGCUGAAAACAUGCUUGGAAGCCUGAGCCCCUCAACACAUGAAGGUUGGCAAGAAAGAACAUCCAAAUUUAUAGAAGUGGUUGAUCAAAACUUGAAGCUUCUUCAAGAUUUUAAGGUUGAAAGGUUUAGGAUUUGCUCUCCCUUGGAUAGCAGGCAUGGGUCUAAUCUUUCCAGAUGGGUCCAGUUUGCAAUAAUAUCAGGGGUCAAAGAACUUCAUCUUGACUUGUACAACAAAAGUAGUUCCACACCUCAUGAUAGGCUUUACAACAUUCCCUCUGGGCUUCUUGGUUGUGGGAAAAAGUACUCCUUGAAUCACUUACAUUUGAGUUGUUGCACCUUGAGCAUCUUGAGACCUUGGCCUGGUUUUGAAGGUUUUGAAUCACUUACCACACUCUCCCUAAAAUAUGUAUUUCUGACUGAGAAAGUUGUGGAGGAUAUAUUGUCUUGUUGUACUCUCCUUGAAUGGCUGAAGUUGGAAAAAUGCAACAAUUUAUUGAGUCUAAAGAUCUCCAGCCCAUCCCUCAAGUACCUUGAAGUAAAUGAACUUUCUCAUUUAGCUGAAAUCAGGUUAUGUGCUUCAAGUCUUGUCACAUUUGAGUUCACAGGGCACAUGGUUGAAAUCUGCUUUGAGAAUACUCCACUAUUGGUAAAUUUAAUGCUCCAUACUGUGGGCUUCCAUUCCUGGGAUGGAGCUACCUUUGCCCUUACAAGACUUCCAGUCUAUAAUAUCCUCCAUCUUGAGUCUCUAUUCGUUUACAACACCAGGCUUUAUCUUGAGCCAGUGUUUCCAUUAGAAAGCUUACCGACUUUCAAUAAACUUACCAAAUUAGUAAUGGUUACUGGAAUACCAGAGAAAGAUUUUUUCUUCUGGACUGUUACCCUUAUGAAGGUUUCUCCUUUCUUGAAGGCACUCCAACUCCAUCUAUCUCACUUAAAAGAUGAAUCUGAAUCAAGAGAAAUUGCUAAGCCUUCUAAUUUCUUUCAUAGUCACCUAAAGUUUGUAGAGGUAAAUGGGUUUGCUGGUUACAAUGAACAAAUUGACAUAUUAACUUAUAUUCUUAAGAAUGCUAUUGCACUUGAGUCCUUGCUCAUCGACCCUCAUCCUAGAUUUUAUCUUGGAGAUGGCAAAUGGAAGACCCAUGAUCGCCAUUGCUUCUUAUCUAGAGGAGAAAGACAGCGGAUAUAUGAAUUGCUUCUUCAAGAGUCUCAGCAUGCAGGUGCAAAGCUAACAAUUCUGUAAAUCUAAUUGAUAUUCUUUCUUGUAACCAUACAAGUUAUAGCAAGUAUUGUAAAGAAUCCAAGAACAAAGUUGACUCAAAUAUAGGUAGACACGAUUUUUCUUGGAGGAGAAUUAGCUAAAGGGUUCUUGGAAUUUUAAUUAUUGAUUGGAAAUUAUUCUCUUUUAAAAAGAAAUUUCAGCA
Molecule: messenger RNA, 2251 nt
Organism: Macadamia integrifolia
Lineage: Eukaryota; Viridiplantae; Streptophyta; Magnoliopsida; Proteales; Proteaceae
Product: F-box/FBD/LRR-repeat protein At1g13570-like
Exons: 5
Coding region: 607-2070 (487 amino acids)
Molecular function (GO): protein binding
Source: RefSeq, a predicted model, not a curated record